ACACUAUAUGGACACAACAGGUUGCAUUUAUAUAUUUAUAUAUGUGGAACAAUAAGAUUAAUCAAAAAGAGGCCAUGAAUUUGAGAGAGAGUAGGGGUAUUGGGGAUAUUGGAGGUAAGAGACAAAAGGAGAUGAUCUAAUUUAUUUUUAUUGGAUCCUGAUCAUGUUAGGGAUUUAUUAUGUAACAUUGGUUGAAUCAGUUAUCAUUUGGAGCAUGUUUUGUUCACCUGUGACAGAGUUAUCCCUCACAGGUUGUACAGUGGAUGAUAUCAGCAAAUGGGUAUCAGGUGCUCAGGACAGUAAAUAUUAACAAUCAUUGUCUGAUGUCAGCUUGGUGGGAAUGGGCUGCAUGUGUAAGCAUUGCACUUGUCGUUGUGUGACCCUCUGCAGUGUGGGGUUCCAGUUGAGAAAAUAAUGAAUUUUUACACCUCAAGCACAUAGUGUUGGUAGUUUGAUUUUUCUAAAGUCCAUCUUUUUUCAGUAUUCCCUCCUACACUCAGGAGCCCGCGGAUCUUGGUUGGGCUAGGGGAUUUUGUUGUUUUCUUUGUACUUAAUUUUCUUUUUUUGCGGUUAUUUAUCUAUCUAUCUAUCUAUUUAUUUAUUAUCCUUAUUAACGUGAAUAUUUCUUAUUUACAUUUCUUUUUUUAUUAACUUGAGUAUUUCUUAUUUACAUUUCGAGUGUUAUUCCCUUUCCCGAUUUACGGGCCAACAUCCCCCUAACCCCUCUCCUCCCCUUCUUUAUGGGUGUUCCCCUCCCCAUCCUCCCCCCAUUGCUGCCCUCCGCCCAACAAUCAUGUUCACUGGGGGUUCAGUCUUAGCAGGACCCAGGGCUUCCCCUUCCACUGGUACUCUUACUAGGAUAUUCAAUGCUACCUAUGAGGUCAGAGUCCAGGGUCAGUCCGUGUAUAGUCUUUAGGUAGUGGCUUAGUCCCUGGAAGCUCUGGUUGGUUGGCAUUGUUGUUCAUAUGGGGUCUCGAGACCCUUCAAGCUUUCCAGUUCAUUCUCUGAUUCCUUCAACGGGGGUCCUGUUCUCAGUUCAAUGGUUUGCUGCUGGCAUUCGCCUCUGUAUUUGCUGUAUUCUGGCUGUGUCUCUCAGGAGAGAUCUACAUCCAGUUCCUGUCUGCCUGCACUUCUUUGCUUCAUCCAUCUUGUCUAAUUGGGUGGCUGUAUAUGUAUGGGCCACAUGUGGGGCAGGCUCUGAAUGGGUGUUCCUCCUGUCUCUCUUUUAAUCUUUGGCUCUCUAUUCCCUACCAAUGGUAUUCAUGUUCCCCUUUUAAAGAAGGAGUGAAGCAUUCACAUUUUGAUCAUCCGUCUUGAGUUUCAUGUGUUCUAGGCAUCUAGGGUAAUUCAAGCAUUUGUGCUAAUAGCCACUUAUCAAUGAGUGCAUACCAUGUGUGUUUUUCUGUGAUUGGGUUACCUCACUCAGGAUAUUUUCCAGUUCCAACCAUUUACCUAUGAAUUUCAUAAAGUCAUUGUUUUUGAUAGCUGAGUAAUAUUCCAUUGUGUAGAUGUACCACAUUUUCUGUAUCCAUUCCUCUGUUGAAGGGCAUCUGGGUUCUUUCCAGCUUCUGGCUAUUAUAAAUAAGGCUGCUAUGAACAUAGUGGAGUACGUGUCUUUUUUAUAUGCUGGGGCAUCUUUUGGGUAUAUGCCCAAGAGAGGUAUAGUUGGAUCCUCAGGCAGUUCAAUGUCCAAUUUUCUGAGGAACCUCCAGACUGAUUUCCAGAAUGGUUGUACCAGGCUGCAAUCCCACCAACAAUGGAGGAGGGUUCCUCUUUCUCCACAUCCUCGCCAGCAUUUGCUGUCACCUGAGUUUUUGAUCUUAGCCAUUCUCACUGGUGUGAGGUGAAAUCUCAGGGUUGUUUUGAUUUGCAUUUCCCUCAUGAAUAAAGAUGUUGAACAUUUCUUUAGGUGUUUCUCACCCAUUCGGCAUUCCUCAGCUGUAAAUACUUUGUUUAGCUCUGAACCCCAUUUUUUGAUAGGGUUAUUUGUCUCCCUGCGGUCUAACUUCUUGAGUUCCUUGUAUAUUUUGGAUAUAAGGCCUCUAUCUGUUGUAGGAUUGGUAAAGAACUUUUUCUAAUCUGUUGGUUGCCAUUUUGUCCUGACCACACUGUCCUUUGCCUUACAGAAGCUUUGCAGUUUUAUGAGAUCCCAUUUGUCGAUUCUUGAUCUUAGAGCAUAAGCCAUUGGUGUUUUGUUCAGGAAAUUUUUUCCAGGGCCCAUGUGUUCAAGAUGCUGCCCUAGUUUUUCUUCUAUUAGUUUGAGUGUAUCUGGUUGAUGUGGAGGUCCUUGAUCCACUUGGACUUAAGCUUUGAACAGGGUGAUAAGCAUGGAUCGAUCUGCAUUCUUCUACAUGUUGACCUCCAGUUGAACCAGCACAUUUGCUGAAAAUGCUUUUUUCCAUUUGAUGGUUUUGGCUGCUUUGUCAAAAACCAAGUGACCAUAGGUAUGUGGGUUCAUUUCUGGGUCUUCAGUUCUAUUCCAUAGGUCUAUCUGUCUGUCUCUGUACCAAUACCAUGCAGUUUUUAUCACUAUUGCUCUGAAAUACUGCUUGACUUCAGGGAUAGUGAUACCCCCUGAAGUCCUUUAAUUGUUGAGGAUAGUUUUAGCUAUCCUGGGUUUUCUGUUAUUCCAGAUGAAUUUGCAAAAGGGUUCUGUCUAACUCUUUGAAGAAUUGGAUUGGUAUUUUGAUGGGGAUUGCAUUGAAUCUGUAGAUCGCUUUUGGUAAAAUGGCCAUUUUUACUAUAUUAAUCCUGCCAAUCCAUGAGCAUGGGAGAUCUUUCCAUCUUCUUAGGUCUUCUUCAAUUUCUUUCUUCAGAGUCUUGAAGUUCUUAUUGUACAGAUUUUUACUUGCUUGGUUAAAGUCACACCGAGGUACUUUAUAUUAUUUGGGUCUAUUAUGAAGGGUGUUGUUUCCCUAAUUUCUUUCUCAGCUUGUUUCUCUUUUGUGUAGAGGAAGGCUACUGAUUUAUUUGAGUUAAUUUUAUACCCAGCCACUUUGCUGAAGUUGUUUAUCAGCUUUAGUAGUUCUCUGAUGGAACUUUAGGGAUCACUUAAAUAUACUAUCAUAUCAUCUGCAAAUAGUGAUAUUUUGACUUCUUCUUUUCCAAUCUGUAUCCCCUUGACCUCCUUUUGUUGUCUGAUUGCUCUGGCUAGAACUUCAAGAACUAUAUUGAAUAAGUAGGGAGAGAGUGGGCAGCCUUGUCUAGUCCCUGAUUUUAGUGGGAUUGCUUCAAGUUUCUCUCUAUUUAGUUUAAUGUUAGCAACUGGUUUGCUGUAUAUGGCUUUUACUAUGUUUAGGUAUGGGCCUUCAAUUCCUAUUCUUUCCAGGGCUUUUAUCAUGAAGGGGUGUUGAAUUUUGUCAAAUGCUUUCUCAGCAUCUAAUGAAAUGAUCAUGUGGUUUUGUUCUUUCAGUUUGUUUAUAUAAUGGAUCACAUUGACGGUUUUCCGUAUAUUAAACCAUCCCUGCAUGCCUGGGAUGAAGCCUACUUGAUCAUGGUGGAUGAUUGUUUUGAUGUGCUCUUGGAUUCAGUUUGCCAGAAUUUUAUUGAGUAUUUUUGCGUCGAUAUUCAUAAGGGAAAUUGGUCUGAAGUUCUCUUUCUUUUUUGGGUCUUUGUGUGGUUUAGGUAUAAGAGUAAUUGUGGCUUCAUAGAAGGAAUUCAGUAGUGCUGCAUCUGUUUCAAUUUUGUGGAAUAGUUUGGACAGUAUUGGUAUGAGGUCUUCUAUGAAGGUCUCUUAGAAUUCUGCACUGAACCUGUCUGGACCUGGGCUCUUUUUGGUUGGGAGACCUUUAAUGACUGCUUCUAUUUCCUUAGGAGCUAUGGGGUUGUUUAACUGGUUUAUCUGUUCCUGAUUUAACUUCGGAACCUGGUAUCUGUCUAGGAAAUUGUCCAUUUCCUGCAGAUUUUCAAGUAUUGUUGAGUAUAGGCUUUUAUAGUAAGAUCUGAUGAUUUUUUGAAUUUCCUCUGAAUCUGUAGUCAUGUCUCCCUUUUCAUUUAUGAUUUUGUUAAUCUCUGUGUCCUCUCGUUAGUCUGGCUAAGGGUUUGUCUAUCUUGUUGAUUUUCUCAAAGAACCAACUUUUGGUUCUGUUGAUUCUUUCUAUGGUCCUUUUUGUUUCUGCUUGGCUGAUUUCAGCUCUGAGUUUGAUUAUUUCCUGUCUUCUACUACUCCUGGGUGUAUUUGCUUCUGUUUGUGCUAGAGCUUUUAGGUGUGCUGUCAAGCUGCUGACAUAUGCUCUCUCCUGUUUCUUUCUUCAGGCACUCAGAGCUAUGAGUUUUCCUCUUAGCACAGCUUUCAUUGUGUCCCAUAAGUUUGGGUAUGUUAUACCUUCGUUUUCAUUAAAUUCUAAAAAGUCUUUAAUUUCUUUCUUUGUUUCUUCCUUGAUCAGGUUAUCGUUGAGUAGAGCUUUUUCCAACUUCCACGUAUAUGUGGGUGUUCUUCCCUUAUUGUUAUUGAAUACCAGCUUUAGGGCGUGGUGGUCUGAUAGCACACAUGGGAUUAUUUCUAUCUUUCUGUACCUGUAGAAGUCCAUUUUUUGACCAAUUAUAUGGUCAAUUUUGGAGGAAGUACCAUGAGGAGCUGAGAAGAAGGUAUGUCCUUUUGCUUUAGGAUACAAUGUUCUAUAAAUAUCUGUUAAGUCCAUUUGGUUCCUGACUUCUCUUAGUCUGUCUACAUCUCUGUUUAAUUUCUGUUUCCAUGACCUGUCCAUUGAUGAGAGUGGGAUGUUGAAAUCUCCUACUGUUAUUGUGUGAUGUUCAAUGUGUGUUUUGAGCUUUAGUAAGGUUUCUUUUAUGUAUGUAGGUGCCCUUGUAUUUGGAGCAUAGAUAUUUAGGAUUGAGAGUUCAUCUUGGUGGAUUUUUCCCUUUUCCUUUCUUAUCUUUUUUGAUGACUUUUAGUUGAAAAUUGAUUUUAUUCGAUAUUAGAAUGGCUACUCCAGCUUGCUUCUUCUGACCAUUUGCUUGGAAAGUUGUUUUCGAGGCAUUCACUCUGAGGUAGUGUCUGUCUUUGUCUCUGAGGUAUGUUUCAUGUAGACAGCAGAACGGAGGGUCCUCAUUGCGUGUCCAGUUUGCUAAUCUAUGUCUUUUUAUUGGGGGGUUGAGACCAUUGAUGUUGAGAGAUAUUAAGGAAUAGUGAUUAUUGCUUCCUGUUUUAUUCAUAUUUGAAUGUGAGGUUAUGUUUUUGUGCUUUUCUUCUCUUUGUUUUGUUGCCAAGAUGAUUAGUUUCUUGCUUUUUCUAGGCUAUAGCUUGCCUCCUUAUGUUGGGCUUUACCAUUUAUUAUCCUUUAGGGCUGGAUUUGUAGAAAGAUAUUGUGUAAAUUUGGUUUUGUCAUGGAAUAUCUUGGUUUCUCCAUCUAUGUUAAUUGAGAUUUUUGCAGGAUACAGUAACCUGGGCUGGCAUUUGUGUUCUCUUAGGGUCUGUAUGACAUCUGUCCAGGAUCUUCUGGCUUUCAUAGUUUCUGGCGAGAAGUCUGGUGUGAUUCUGAUAGGUCUGCCUUUAUAUGUUACUUGACCUUUUACCCUUAUUGCUUUUAAUAUUCUUUCUUUAUUUUGUGCAUUUGGUGUUUUGAGUAGUAUGUGACAGGAGGAGUUUCUUUUCUGGUCCAAUCUUUUUGAAGUUCUGUAGGCUUCUUGUAUGUUUACUGGCAUCUCUUUCUUUAGGUUAGGGAAGUUUUCUUGUAUGAUUUUGUUGAAGAUACUUACUGGUCGUUUGAGCUGGGAGUCUUCACUCUCUUCUGUACCUAUUAUCCUUAGGUUUGAUUUUCUCAUUGAGUCCUGGAUUUCCUGUAUGUUUUGGACCAGUAGCUUUUUCCAUUUCACAUUAUCUUUGACAGUUGUGUUGAUGAUUUCUAUGGAAUCUUCUGCUCCUGAGAUUCUCUCUUCCAUCUCUUGUAUUCUGUUGGUGAUGCUUGUAUCUACGGCUCCUUGUCUCUUCCUUCGGUUUUCUAUAUCCAGGGUUGUUUCCCUGUGUUCUUUUUUCAUUGCUUCUAUUUCCAUUUUUAAUUCCUUCAACUGUUUGAUUGUGUUUUCCUGGAAUUCUUUCAGGGAUUUUUGUGAUUCCUCUCUAUGGGCUUGUACUUGUUUAUUUAUGUUUUCCUGCAUUUAUCUAAGGGAAUUCUCAUGUCUUUCUUGAAGUCCUCCAGCAUCAUGAUCAAAUAUGAUUUUAAAUCUAGAUCUUUCUUUCCUGGUGUGUUUGGAUAUUCAGUGUUUGCUUUAGUGGGAGAAUUGGGCUCUGAUGAUGCCAUGUAGUCUUGGUUUCUGUUGCUUGGGUUCCUGUGCAUUCCUCUCGACAUCAGAUUGUCUCUGGUGUUACUUUUUCUGCUAUUUUUGACAGUGGCUAGACUGUCCUAUAGGCCUGUGUGUCAGGAGUGCUAUAGCCCUUAUUCCGUGUUUUCUUUCAGCCAGUUAUGGGAACAGAGUGUUCUGCUUUUGGGUGUGUAGUUUUUCCUGUCUACUGGUCUUCAGCUGUUCCUGUGGGCCUGUGUCCUGAGUUCACCAGGCAGGUCGCUUGGAGCAGAAAAGUUGGUCUUACCUGUGGUCCUGCGGCUCAAGUUUGCUCGUGGGGUGCUGUUUUUGAGCUCUCUGUGAGGGCAGCAACCAGGAGUGCCUGAGCCACCUUUUCCAGGAGCCCCCGUGCACCGGGGUCCCAGAUGGUAUUAGGUGUUUUCCUCUGGAGUCAGAAAUUUGGGCAGAGUGUAGUCUCUUCUGGUUUCCCAGGCGUGUCUGCCUCUCUGAAGGUUUAGCUCUCCCUCCACGGGAUUUGAGUGCAGAGAACUGUUGAUUCAGUCCCUUCAGGUCCUGGCGGUGUCUGGAGCACAGGGGACCUGCAGCUCCAGUGCCCCUAUCUUCCGGUUCCCAGAGACCGUAUACAGUUUCCUCUUGGGCCAAGGCUGUGGGCAGCAGUAGGCAGUAUUGGUGGCCUCUCCCACUCUGCAGUCUCAGGAGUGCCCACCUGUCCAGGUGGUGAGCUCUCUCUCCCAUGGGGUUUAGGAGCAGUGAGCUGUGGGUGGGGAUCAGCGUGGUUGGGAAUUCAGCUAAAAACCGGAAGUGUCUAGUCCCAGAGGAAUUUUGCCUCUGUGUGUCCUGAGACCACCAGUCAGGUCGCUUGUAGCAGAAAAGUUGGUCUUACCUGUUGUUCCGUGGCUCAAGUUUGCUCGUGGGGUGUUGCUUUUGAGCUCUUCGUGAGGGCGGCAACCAGGAGGGCCUGUGCCGCCUUUUCCGGGAGCCCCUGUGCACCAGGGUCCCAGAUGGUGUUAGGUGUUUUCCUCUGGAGUCAGAAAUGUGGGCAGAGUGUAGUCUCUUCUGGCUUCCCAGGCAUGUCUGCCUCUCUGAAGGUUUAGCUCUCCCUCCCACGGGAUUUAGGUGCAGAGAACUGUUGAUCUGGUCCCUUCAGGUCCCAGCGGUGUCUCUACUUAAUUUUCUAAGAAAAAAUUUUGGUAGCAGCAAUGACUUUGUACUCUCUUCCCAGUCCCAACCUCACAAAUACCUCCCCUAGUACCUCCUUCCCUUCUCCUCUGUGUAGGUGAAACCUGUUCUAGGUUAUGUUCCUGGGAUAUCAAGUCUCAGCAAGUGUAGAUGAAUCCUUUCUUACUGAGGCUCUUCCAGGUAGUCUAGUUUAUGGAAAGGAAUCUAAUGGUAGGUAGCAGAUAGUUUCUGCUGCAAUUGUUGGGGGACCCAAGAAGAACAAGCUGCACAUGUGCUGUAUAAGUGUAGGGUCCUAGGUCCAGCCUCUGAAUGUUCUUUGGUUGGUGGUUCAGUCUCUGUGAGACCCAGGGUCCCAGGUUAGUUGAUUCCCUAGAUCUUCUUGUGGUGUCCUUGACCACUCUGGCUCACUGAAUCCUGCCCCCACUCUUCCACGGGACUCUUGGUGCUUCCCCUGAUGAUUGACUAUUUCUAUCUGCAUUUUAAUAGCUAUUUUUAUUAAAUAAAUAUAUCUCUCUCCCUGUCUGUCUGUCUGUCUGUCUGUCUGUCUGUCUGAGUGUCUCUCUCUCUCUCUCUCUGUGAGACAACUUUAUGUAUAGAAAACAUUCUGGUUAAAUCUCCUCACCUCUUCCUUACCCCACCCUUGUCACACUCAGUUCUUCCCUGCAAAGCUCCUUCCCAUAUUCAUGACUUGUUUUGUGUCCUGAAGACUUUAUCUAGUUUCCUGUGUGUGUGACUGUGGAUUUGGAACCAUCCAUUCAAGUCUGUGGGUCGCCAGUUAUCAGUGGGUUCAGAACUGAGUUCAAUUACUCCCUCUCAGCAAUGACUUGCAGGGCCUGUCUCUUUUUCCCUGGCACCAUAGUCAAGCAUUGGCAGGUGAUGAAUUUUGGUGGAUAGAUGUAGUAGAUAUUUUUGAGGCAUGUUUUCCCAUAUCCCAUGCUGGGCUCAAACAAUCCAUGUGGCUUUGAACUUUGUCUUUCAACUUCUAAUCCCCCUGCUUCUAUUCUCUGAGUGCAUUUUUGAAUGAAGCCACCAGAGGUGAGGGGAUAUUUCAUGGUAUUUAUUUGCUUGAAUUUCUGAUAGAAACUAAGAACCUUUAGUCUUACCCAUAUUCCAUUGUUGUUCCCUGAUGCCAGACGGAAUGUUAGCUCAAAGGAGGUCAAAGAGGCUGUAGAUGAACUGUCUAGGGGAAGAGAGUACCAAGGUCCAGGUGAGGGAGAUGUGAUCCAUCUAUUGGCUGGAUCCCUGGUGCCACCCACCUUCCCAGCAUUUAAGUACUGCAGGCUGGCCUCAGUGCAGCAGUGUGGGCAGAAGGGAAGCCCUGCAGAGGGUCACAGGCACAGGUAGAAGGAGAACACAGAGAAGUAAAUUGCUGACUGACAAGCAGGGAUGGACCUGGUUUCAGCUCUCUCACUGGAAACCUGGCUCCUCCUAGCAAUCAUCCUUGUGCUCUUCUACCGAUUUGGGACCCGUACACAUGGAAUUUUUAAGAAACAGGGAAUUCCUGGGCCAAAACCUCUGCCUUUUUUAGGCACUGUGCUGAAUUACUACAGGGGCUUAUGGAAAUUCGACAUGGAGUGCUAUAAGAAGUGUGGGAAAAUAUGGGGGUUGUUUGAUGGUCAAACGCCUGUGUUUGCCAUCAUGGACACAGAAAUGAUCAAGAGUGUGCUAGUGAAGGAAUGCUUUUCUGUCUUCACAAACCGGCGGAAUAUUGGCCCAGUGGGGAUCAUGAGCAAAUCCAUCUCUGUAGCUAAGGACGAGGAGUGGAAAAGAUAUAGAGCCUUCCUGUCCCCCACAUUUACCAGUGGAAGACUCAAGGAGAUGUUCCCCAUCAUCGAACACUAUGGAGACAUUUUGGUAAAGUACUUGAAGCAAAAGGUAGAGAAAGGCAAGCCUCUUGCUAUGAAAGAAGUGUUUGGUGCCUACAGCAUGGAUGUUAUUACCAGCACAUCAUUUGAAGUUAACAUCAAUUCCAUCAACAACCCAAAGGAUCCUUUUGUGGAGAAAGUCAAGAAAUUCCAAAGAUUUGACUUUUUUGAUCCGUUGUUCUUGUCAGUAGUACUCUUUCCAUUCCUCACCCCCAUAUAUGAGAUGUUAAAUAUCUGCCUCUUCCCAAAGGAUUCAGUAGCAUUUUUCCAAAAAUUUGUGUACAGAAUGAAGCAAACCCGCCUGGAUUCUAAGCAUAAGCACCGAGUGGAUUUUCUUCAGCUGAUGAUGAAUGCUCAUAAUAAUUCCAAAGACAAAGUGUCUCAUAAAGCCCUGUCUGACAUUGAAAUUGUAGCCCAGGCAAUUAUCUUUAUUUUUGCUAGCUAUGAAACCACCAGCAGCACACUUUCCUUUGUCUUGUAUUCCCUGGCCACUCACCCUGACAGCCAGAAGAAACUGCAGGAGGAAAUCGACAGGGCUCUACCCAAUAAGGCACCUCCCACCUAUGAUACUGUGAUGGAAAUGGAGUAUCUGGAUAUGGUGUUGAAUGAAACCCCCAGAUUGUAUCCAAUUGGUUAUAGACUUGAGAGAGUCUGUAAAAAAGAUAUAAAACUUGAUGGUGUGUUUAUACCCAAAGGGUCAGUGGUGAUGAUUCCAUUUUAUACUCUUCAACAUGACCCACAGCACUGGCCAGAGCCUGAGGAAUUUCUUCCAGAAAGGUUCAGCAAGGAGAACAAGGGCAGCAUUGAUCCUUAUGUAUAUCUGCCCUUUGGAAAUGGACCCAGGAACUGUAUUGGCAUGAGGUUUGCUCUCAUGAAUAUGAAACUUGCUCUCACUAAAGUUCUGCAAAACUUCUCCUUCCAGCUUUGUGAGGAAACACAGAUACCUCUGAAAUUAAGUAGACAAAGACUUUUUGGACCAGAAAAACCCAUUGUUCUUAAGGUUGUGCCACGGGAUGCAGUCAUAACUGGAGCAUGACUUUUCCUCAAGGAAUUUUAUUAGACUCUUAAGAAAGUCAGUGUCUAAGAACAUUGAACUUAUUAAUUUACUUCAAGAAUGAAUUCCAGACAAAACUGGGGCUUAACUGACUGUUCUUGAUGCAUGGUUAAUGAGUCAGUACAUUUAUUGAUCUUUCUCAGUGUCUAUACAAAAUACCAUCUAAUAAAAAGGAGACAAUAAGUAAGUGACAGAACAUGAAAUUUACCAUUGCUGAUUCUCAUGGGACCACCUCUAUCCACAUCUGCUUGUCUUUGUUAAUUUUUGAACGAUUUUGAUAGUAAUCAUGUCUCUAUAAUUUGAUCAAUAAUAUUUUGAUGUAAAAGUGAACUAUUGUGAUAACUCUUUUGUAGAUUUGGUAUCAAAUGCUUUAGUUGCAAUAUUCUAGAAUGGAAAGUAUCCUUAAAUAUCCUUUAAAAAAUCCUGUUUAACUGUGUUUUAAAAUAUUCUUUGUGAGCUUUAUUGAAUGUAUUUUGAUCAUAUUAAUUCCUUUCCUUCAAAUGUUCCCAGAUUCUAUCCAAUCUUCUUUCCCAACCACUUUAUAUUUCUCACAGUGUUUCAAAACAAAACAAAAACUAUGGAGUCUAGUUUGUGUUGGAUAUCUUUUCCUCGUGUGAGGCCUGCCAUGGAGUGAAACUUGUAUGACCCCCAUAGACAAAAACCUGACCUUUCAUCUCUCAGGUACUCUCUGCUUACAGUGAGUCCUUAGCUAGAGGGAGGACUUUCAACUUGUCGCCACUAGCAUUUUGUCUUGAGUUUGUGGAGAUCAUGUGAAUUUGUCAAAGUCUCUGUGAGUUCAUGUACACACAUGCAUGCAUGUUGUGUCUGUCAAUGCUGUUUCCUUAAAGUCAUCUACUACCUCUGA
Rattus norvegicus (Norway rat) is the source of this 11203-nucleotide messenger RNA. RefSeq names its product cytochrome P450, family 3, subfamily a, polypeptide 73 (gene Cyp3a73). The record is from RefSeq and is a predicted model, not a curated record. Gene Ontology annotation, cellular component: endoplasmic reticulum membrane. Lineage: Eukaryota; Metazoa; Chordata; Mammalia; Rodentia; Muridae. Gene Ontology annotation, molecular function: oxidoreductase activity, acting on paired donors, with incorporation or reduction of molecular oxygen, reduced flavin or flavoprotein as one donor, and incorporation of one atom of oxygen; steroid hydroxylase activity; heme binding.